AUGAAAGGACUUCACCUUGAAGGAACUCAUCACUCCCAAUAUUUAUUUAUUCAUGGAAAUUAUUCAUCAUGGGCCUAUUCUGGCUACAAAGGUUCCGUACACCACGAUCCGAACGAUGUUGGAUCAGGACAAUUUCCUACACUAAGACAUUUUCUUUUUCAAUCUGAAGAAAUAAUGAAUGAAAUUAAUAGAGUGGGAAUUAAAAAGGUAGUAUGUGGAGAUAAUCACACCUUUAUUCUGUUGAAUGAUGGUCGAGCUUUUGGAAAUGGAUGGAAUGAAUAUACACAAUUAUUAACGAAAAAGAUUGCUCCAAAAUCAAAUCAACGAGAUCAAUUGGUGAAAGCCGACAUUGAUCAUAUCGAGGAUAUUUAUUGUGGAGCAAAUUUUACUUAUUGUCUUGUUAAAGGAACGGACGGAUUUGAAAUGUAUUCUGCUGGAUGGAAUAAUGAAAGUUGUUGUUCUCAAGGUAUUGGCUCUUCUGACACUUUUAGAAAAAUUGGAAGAGUAUAUUAUUCAGAUGGUAAUGGACAGCAAAAGUUUCCACCUCCAAAUGAAACAGUUAUAGAUGUCAGAUGUGGAGGUUCAAAUGCUGCUGUCUUGACAUAUGAUAUUAUUUCUAAUACUUAUUAUUUGAGUCAUUCUGGAAGUUUUGAUAAAUUAUCAAAUAACCCUAAACCAGGAGUCUUAUAUAGAACUGUCUUACCAAAGGGUUUUGCUUUUUGUGGUAUGUCUUUGGUUGGUAAUUCUGUGUAUCAGAUCUACCUUCACACAGCCAAUUCAACCUAUGAUGUAGCUUUAAAAGAAUGCAACAAAGAUUGUGCUCAAAUCAAUAGAAGAUAUUGCAUUAAUAGAAAUGGUAAACUGGCCCUGUUCCCCUCCUACAGCAACAAUACUGUACCAGAUGUCACCUUCAAAGCAUUCACAUUGAGAAACAAAAUGAUGGCUGUAGCUGAUGAUGGUAAUGUCUAUAUAGACUCUGAUUCCUCUUACGAAAGAAAUAUGUUACAAUUAGACUUUUUACCCUUGCUUUCUGUAUCAGAUAGGUACAAAUUUCAGACCAACCCUUCCAACUUUGAUGUUUCAGUCUGUGCAGGUGAAGAAGUUGGGUUCAUUAUGAUUAAAAAAUCUGGCGAAAAAGGAAUGAUUUUCAAAGAAAGAUUGUUGAAUCAAAUCAAUAGCAAUAACCCUUUCGUAGAUUGUAUUAUGAAUAUUAGAGAUUGA
Naegleria gruberi is the source of this 1221-nucleotide messenger RNA. RefSeq lists its product as uncharacterized. The record is from RefSeq and is a predicted model, not a curated record. The transcript is spliced from 2 exons. NCBI's taxonomy places the organism in Eukaryota, Heterolobosea, Eutetramitea, Acrasida, Naegleriidae. Bases 1 to 1221 code for a protein of 406 amino acids.